Molecule: messenger RNA, 2818 nt
Organism: Ictalurus punctatus (channel catfish)
Lineage: Eukaryota; Metazoa; Chordata; Actinopteri; Siluriformes; Ictaluridae
Gene: aasdhppt
Product: aminoadipate-semialdehyde dehydrogenase-phosphopantetheinyl transferase
Exons: 6
Coding region: 280-1164 (294 amino acids)
Cellular component (GO): cytosol
Molecular function (GO): magnesium ion binding; holo-[acyl-carrier-protein] synthase activity
Source: RefSeq, a predicted model, not a curated record
CCGGGUUUGAUUCUGCGCAUGCGCAAACAGACACGCGCUCUGCACUUCUGCUCAGUUUAAUGAAUGAUGUGUAUUUUAAAGUAAAUAUUAGAGAUGUGUAUGCUGUUAUGGGAUAAUAAGAGUCAGCUUUAUCAUUUAAAAUGCGCAAAAAAAAGUGAAUCAAAACAAACUUUAAUGCUCGGGCGCGUGCAGGACCCAGUGAUGAAGGAUUGCUGUUGUGCUUCGGAAGACAGGAUUAUAAAGGACUGAACGCGCGAGCGCUGUUGUUCGAGCCGGGUCAUGGAAGGCGUGCGCUGGGCGUUCCGGUGCGGCGCGUGGAGCCCGAGCCGGGCGGAGUGGCUGCUGGCCGCGCGCUGUGUUCAACCGGAAGAGAGAGACAGGGUCGGUCAGUUCAUGUUCGCCAAAGACGCCAAAGCAGCCAUGGCUGGGCGUCUGCUGAUCAGGAAGCUGGUGUGUGUGAAGAUGGGUCUGCCAUGGGACGGGUUCCGCCUGGACCGAACGCCCCGGGGGAAGCCGUACCUGGCCCACCCUUCCUCAGGCUCAGGCUCCGCCCCCUGGAGUUUCAACAUCUCUCACCAGGGUGACUUUGCCGUGCUGGCGGCGGAACGCGGGAGACAGGUGGGAGUGGAUGUGAUGAAGACCACCAGACCAGGCAGCAGCUCUGUGCAGGACUUCUUCCACGUCAUGAAGCGCCAGUUCACCGAUUUCGAAUGGUGCACCAUCACGUCUGCGCAGUCUGACUGGGACCAGCUGCACCUCUUCUACAGACACUGGGCUCUGAAGGAGAGCUUCAUCAAAGCGAUCGGCUCGGGGCUCGGCUUCAACCUGCAGAGGGUGGAGUUUCACAUUUUGCCCAAUCAAAUGCAGGAGGGGCGUGUCUUCUGCCAAACCAAAAUGCAUCUGGACGAGGAGGAAGACGAGGACUGGACAUUCGAGGAAUGUUUGCUGGACGAGCAUCAUCACGUCGCCGUGGCGCUGGGAAAACCCGACGGCUCCGUGGCGAACGAUGCUGGGAAUCCCGGAGAGGCCGCAUCCGUCGGGUUCACGGUCCUGAGCUUCGAUGAGCUGAUGGAGGAGGCCACGCCCCUUUCAGAUGAAGACCCCGCCUACUGGGAGAGUUUCCGGAGGAAACCGGAGGUACCACUGCGGCAGAGUGACGGAUAGGAGGUGUAUAAACUUUUGGGAUAGAUUCCAGAUCCAUCACAACCCUGACCAGGAUGAACAUGGAUGAAUAAAUAAGAGUGUGUGUGUGUGUGUGUGUGUGUGUGUGUGUGUGUGUGUGUGUGUGUGAGAUAAACCAAGCUGUGGAGUACCGUGUGCCUCUCUUGGUCUCUGCAACUCAUCCUGUUUCCUCCUUUCUCAGUCUCUCUCACUUUUCUUUCUUUUUGUCACCUCCUUUUGACAUUUAAGCAAAAACUGAGCUGUGUGUUUGUCUCUGACUUUUAGUGCCAUGGUGUUUCUCUCUUUCACUCUCACACACACACACACACGGUGUACAUAGACAUGAGAGACAACAGACACACACUCAGUCUCACACAGAGAGAAGAGCUCACAAAUGGGGGUCCAACCAAGACAGUAAAGUGUGUGUGUGUGUGUGUGUGUGUGUGUGUGUUUUCCCAUCUCGUCUCUUCUCUUCUCCCAUGAACUUUUUCCCUGUUACCACGGCAGCACAGCCUGUUACACCGAGGUGACUGGAACGUGAAGUGUUAGCCAACUGAGCUAAUCUCGUACAGUCUGACGGAGAGAGUGAUGGUGGUGUAGAUUGAGUGUGUGCGUGCGUGUCGAGGCGUGUUUCACUGAAGGCCACGCACCUACUACCGCACUCACUUAACACGCAAGCACACACACAGUAUGAGUGGUGGAACUGGGUGCAAUACAGCGCUUGGGUUGCCAGAGUGUGUUUCAAAUCGAAAUACUAUAAGUGAAAUUAAUGACUGAAAUACACUCACACUUUCCACUUAUAAACCUGGCAAUCAUGCAAAUACAGGUCAAGCGCUUCAGAUCUCAUCAAACAUCAGAAUGGGGGGGGGUUAAUGUGAUCUCGGUGACUUUGACCGUGUCAUGGACAGGCUGGAUUGAGUUUUUCAGAAAAUAUUGAUCUGGAAAUUUCACACACGACAGGGUUGACACAGAAUGUUCUCUCGAAAUAAACCUUUGGCAGUAAUUCGGCUCGUCAUGUUCGGAGAAGGAAGGGUCGUGUGUGUGAUCCCAAGAACACAAUACUCACAGCGAAGCAUGGUGGUGGGAGCAUCAAGAUACGGAGCUGCUUCUCUGUAAACGGUACUGUGUUGUUAUACAUCAUCGUCGAAGGAAACCUGACCGGAGGAAAGUAUCGCACGUGAUGCCAUAGAGGAGAACUUCAUCUCGUUGGUCAAGAAACUGAAUCCGGGGAGAUGAUGUCUGGUUUAAUAAGACAACAACCCCAAACAUACAGCCAAAAUAACUCGAGAAGGACUUGCAUGUCCUGGUCAAUCUCCAGACUGGAAUCUCACUGGAAAUUUAUGGAGGACUUUGAAACCGCGAGUCCAUCAGGGAGACCUUCGUAACCUAAGAUGAUUUGCUAAAUAAUGAUUUAAUUCCUACCAUAGGUGUCUCAAAGCUGUACUUGCCAACAGCAGUACUAAUGCAACAAAAUACUAAUGUUAGUUUGUUUUGAGUGAGAAUACUUUUUUCCUCUUAUCAUUUUUAAAAUAUAUAUAUAUAUCUUUGUUUAUGCUUAUUAAUUCACUUUUUUUUGUUUAUAUUUACAAUGCAAAGUCUAAGGACAUUAUGUGUGUAAAUUGAAAGUGGGUAUAUGUAUUAAAUAACAAACACAGCA